Rhineura floridana is the source of this 3630-nucleotide messenger RNA. RefSeq names its product KAT8 regulatory NSL complex subunit 1-like. Gene Ontology annotation, cellular component: NSL complex. NCBI's taxonomy places the organism in Eukaryota, Metazoa, Chordata, Lepidosauria, Squamata, Rhineuridae. The transcript has 13 exons. Gene Ontology annotation, molecular function: histone acetyltransferase binding. The record is from RefSeq and is a predicted model, not a curated record. The coding region runs from base 23 to 2752 and encodes 909 amino acids.
GUUCGCAGGUGCGCACGCGCAGAUGCUCGGCCGACCCCUGUCGGCCGCGCACGGCCUGCGGGCGCGAGCAGGCUUGUCCGUGCGUGGGCUAGCGAGCGCAGCGCGGCCGGGGCUGGUUGGGGCCGCCCUAGCGGCCCUCCGGAUCGCCCGUCUAGCGCAUGCGCGUGCGGCGCGGCUGAGGGGAAUCUCGGCCCCGGGCGCGCGCUGUCUCGAGCGAGCUUGUAUUGUCCCGGCUGAGGGAGUCCAUGGAGAGCCCGGAGCCGCCCUGAGGAGGCGGAAAAGGCGGGCGGCGGCAGCGGCGUCGCCCGCCGUCAGGCCGACGGCUCGUUUCAUGGCGGCGACGACGACGACGGCUGGGCCCGCUAUGGCGGCGCCUGAGGAGGCGGCGGAGGAGGGUCGUCGUCGGCAGGCGGAAUCGCGGGCUCGGCAGGCCGCGCUGUGGGCUCGGGCGCGGAGCCUCUGCCGCCGUCUGCGGGCGCUGCAGGCGCGGCAGGUGGAGCGGCACGUUCGGCAACAGCUGGCCGGGCUUGCGCGGAGCGUGGGGCGCCCGGGCUCCGGCGCUGCGGCCGCCGGCGGUGCCCACCUCCCUUCUCCCGCCACGCUGGGCUCGGAGUUGCGGCAGCUGGCCGCCAGCGCCACCGCCCGUCUCCGCGCCGCCCAGCGCGCCUGCGACUCGGACGCCACCGACAGCGCCAGCAUCUCGUCCUCGUCCUCUUUUUCUUCCUCCUCCUCCUCCAGUUCCUCCUGCUCCUCUUCCUCGGACAGCGAGAGUCCCGAGCCACCGCCCGAGCGCCCCGUCGGCGAGGGACGACGCCUAGCAGAGCGCCAGUGGGCAAUGGAGAGAGCGGCCAUUAUCUGUCGGUGGACAUGGCUACAGGCUCAGGUUUCCGACUUGGAAUAUCGCAUAAGGCAGCAGACUGACGUUUAUAAGCAACUCCGUGCCAACAAGGGUCCUAUAGUCCUGGGUGAUCUCCAGCGUGAAGAUGGGAUGAGACAACAGAGUCGUCUAGGUUCUGCAGCAGUGGUGAACUCCAGGAAAAAUACAGUACUCUCCUCCUCCUCACACCUGAAGGUGCCUACUGGAGACAGGCAGCGUGACUCGUCUCCCUGCAUCACUUCCUACCUCCUGCAGAAUGUAGAGAAACAGAAUUCUCGCCUUGCGCAGUCUUUAAGAAACCUUGUGUGUCAAAGUCCCUCCUGUACACCCAUCAAUGGGUCUCCAGAGCCCCCCAAAGCCUGCACAGCACCCCAUCAAGUCAACGGAAUAAGUAACUGCUUCAACACAUGCUCCACCAGCAAUUCCCAAGAUGGUGUGGAUGCUGACAAGAUUCUCAAGAAACCGAAGCAACUGAACAACAGCCUGCCUACUACAUUAUCUUCCCUUGACAACAGCUGUGUUGCCGCUAGAAUCCGUCCUAUUUGCAGAUACAGGAAACGCAGGCUGGUGAGAGUCAACACAGUCUCGCACCUCAGUAGAAAGCCACAAAAACCUCUCAGCAUGAAAUGUAACUGUGAACUGCCCAAUUCCUGCAUCUUGUGUGAUUGUAAGGCCUCAGUCCAGACCAUAGACCCAGAGACAAUGACUUUAGAGGAGCGGGUAGCUCUGCUGGACUCAGGCUUCCAUCCCAUUCUAUCAUUUUCUCAUGGCAACCCUCUUCAUUUACACUUUGAAGCCUUGUUAAGAGAGGACGACAGGCUGACGCGUAAACUGAAGACUCCGAAGAUACCCCACUGGGGCUUGAAAGAUCUUACCAACAACAUUUGCUCAUCUUCUCUAUCUGCAUCUGGUUCUCUGCUGAAAGGGCCAGCCAGUCGCAGCUUGUUUGUUCCUAGACCUCAGAUCUACAGGCCUAGUUCUUCACAUAAUGUGCCAUCUCUGUGCUUAGAAAAUACUCCUAUCCCACACUCCAACCAACUUCCUGGCAAUUCCAUGGCAGCCAGCAGCUCAGCAUUGCAGCCUGCUAAGAAGAAAAAGGUUGAAUGUUCCUAUGACAUCAACAAUAUAGUGAUCCCAGUGUCAAUGGCUGCGGCUACUCGGGUGGAAAAGUUACAGUACAAAGAGAUUUUGACACCAAGCUGGAGAAUGGUGGAUCCCAAAGAGCUGAAGACCUCAGGAGAAGCAGACUCAGAGCUGGAAGAUACUUCUGAUGAGACAUAUCUGAACCAUCACCAAAAAUUUGAAGAGGUGGAACGGGCCCGCUGGGAUUGCUGGUCAGGAACCAUUUCUUACAGGCGAGGGAACAGGAGCUCUAACAAAGCAGAUGGCCGGUGGAUACCUCAGCCGGGCUCUCCAGAUGCCAUGUCACAUAAUCUUAACCAUCUCCAGUAUGCAAACUCUCCCAUGAGGUCUCUCAGCCCAGAGCUUUCCAAUGUUCUGCAGCCCCUCCUUAUAAAGGGGAGGGGCAGAAGUGGCCUAUCCUUUAAUGAAGACACAAGUUUCUCCAUCUCAGAAAUGGAUGAAGAUAUCCAGAAUGUACAGCCAUGGGAGCCCCGCACGUUCCCCCUUUCUGACACAGAGUAUCAAGCGCUUCAGGACCCACCGUGUGAAGCUCUUAGCAAGAAGACAAGUACUGUUCAGCACUGGGACUCUAGAAGCAAUCAGGGCUUGAGGACUAACAACAUAAAUCCCUGCACUUCUAAUCCCAGGGAGCCAUUUAUAUCCAGUUGGCAUGUGCAGCCAGAUGGUAGCGAGCCUCAAGAGGAGUUUGCAGGCCAGCACUGUAUUGCGCCAGUGCUCAUCAACAACAGAUGAGCUUUCGGGCCCCAUGAUUAUUAACACAUGGAAGAGUUGCACCCAUACUCUAUAGAUUGGUAUCACAGAGCUUGGCUGAUGAGUUGGCCUAGCAAGGCAGUGGCAGCAGAAAGCACUGCUGUGCCCGAAGCAGAGGUCCUCCUGUGAACUUGGAGCUCUUGCUCCCCCAGAUCAGUAAGGGCUGGACAGGCAGCAGGGGCGAAGUGUUAGGCCUCCGUAGUGUGGGAAGAGGGGGCCAUCCAGAAACGCCUGGCUGCAGGUUGACUCGGGCACGGAAGGACUCGAGCGCCUCACUGGCAAGAAGGUCAGGUGCCACAAGCGCAGCAGCCCAAGGUAACCCCAAAGGGAGCAGCAGAGAGGUGGAGAGAUAGCACAAAGAGGGGAAGCCGAGCUGUUUCAAUUUGGAUGUCUAACUCAGGCAACACGUCUUUGAAAGGGUGCCAGUCAGUUGAACAUGCAGUCCUCAGAAGGUUUUCAUGCAAAUUCGGGGGCCGGAGUUAAGUAUUGAUUGUGGAAACUCAUUCACACAAAUCACAGGCUUUGUCCCAGUGCCGCAGAUGGCAGGGAGGGAUUUAACUGAGGGGUAGUUUGUGUGUGUGUGUGAGCACUAAAUAAAUGCCUGUAAGGGAAGACAGAUACUUCCCCUACAAACUUACAUAUGGUUUUUAAUUUUUAAAUAUAGUUCUGAAAUCAUUGGUUUUCUAACAUGCAAAUCAUGUUUUCUUAGCCUUGCAGAAAUGCUAUUGUUGCUGAUAAUAAAUAACAAAUCAUGAUAAAACUUGUUUUCACAUUUCCUUCAGAGAAACUGUAAAUCUUGUUCAUUGUAUGGAUGUUCUAAUUUAUCUCACAGUACAUAAAAUAAAACGUGUCAGGAUGAA